AUGGAGUCAUCUGGGGCCUCUUGUCCGUCUCUGGGCGUCGGGAUAGUUCUGCCUGCCCUGCGGCUCUUACAGUUACGCUGCCCGCGUACACAAAAACCGUUCAGCCGUCUGCUUCCACUCACCAUUUCUCCUGGACCCGGUGAAUGUGGCAGAGGUGGCACAUCGCAUGGCGAACAGUCGGCUGUCUUGUCUUGUCAUAUUGAUGGAUCUUGGAUCUCCCCAGAGGGUGGGAGUGGAGAUACGAAAACCUCCAACCCCAACCGCGCACUUCAGCGCGGCGCCCCGCCAACGGCGCCGCCCGGCGGCCCAGCCCGGUCUCCCGGGACGCCGCCGCCGCCACCACCACCACCGGGCUCCCGGGGUUCCCGCGGGGCGCGCGCUCCGACGCUGGAGCGACCCGGCGGGCACGGCCCCGAGCCUCCGCUUCCCCAUGCCCGGAGUGACAGGCCCUCCCCACGCCGACCCGCCACGGACACCAGACGGUCCUCGCGGUCCCGAUCCACCCGCCCGAUCCACCCGGCCGCCUCGGGGUACGGAUUCCUUCCUACCACCCGCCCGCCCGGCCCACCCCACGACCGGGGCGUCCCUGGACUGACCGACCGGAGCUGCGCUCGGCGCGCGCGCCUUCCAAAGCCGCCAGGCUCGCCAAGUCCGGCCUCGGCCGCCGGUUCCCGCCCCCAGCCCGGGGAAGGGGGAGAGCGAGCCGAGAGCGAGCGAGCAAGAGCCCGGGGGGCAGGACGGGGAGGGAGGACGUGGCGCGCGGAGGUGGCCAGCGGCGGGCGGGCGGGCGGGGAGUGUCCCGGAGAGAGGCCCGGGCUGGGGGCCAGAGGAGGACCGGCCGCUGGGGUCCCGGACCCUCCCCGAGCGCAUCCAUCCCCCGGGUCGCAAGUCCCCCUGCAGGGUGUCCCCCCCCAACCCCCGCCACCCAGGCGCAGAGGCGACGGGGCUCCCGGUCCCGCGGCGCCCGCCCUCCGCCCUCCCUCCACCAUAUGGAAAUCUACAGCCUCCCAAAGUGACACGUCGAAGAUUCCUCGGCCUGGCCGCCCGCCCGCCCUCCCCUCCGCCCGGGCCGCGUUCCUGCCGCGGCGACUGCGGGCGGGGGAGCGGAUUCCACCGAGCCAUCGGCCGGGGAGGAGGGGGAGCGGCGAUGCCCCGCAUCUACUAACCAAACCACCCCCUCUUUUUUUCCCCCUUUCCCCAACGCCGGGGCUGAGAGACGUGGGUGUUGGACCAGGACGGGCAGGGCAGCCCGGUUCCCCCAAACCCGGGAGUCCUGGGGACCCGAGCGAGCUCCGGGCGCUCCGCCACUCUGGGCGCCAAGUUUUCCCGGAGCUGCCGGGAGCGCUCCCCGGGGCCAGGAGCGCACUCGGGCGGACUCGGCGUCCGGCCCAUCGGAUCGCGGGGCGCGUCCCUUCCCCAACGCCCCGUUCCCGCACUCCUCACCUCUUCCCGGGCACAAACUGGGGGGUGGGGAGGGGCUCCCGACGCCCGCACUCCGGGUCGCCCACACCGUCCCGGCCGGCGGCCCGCAGGAUCCCCGCCGCCGCCUGCGCCGCUCCCGCCCGCGCCGCUCUCCUCCGCCUCCUCCUAACCAAUAAGUAUCAUUAUGUGAUGAUGCCAUCUUGCUUUCCACCUGUAUUUGUCAAACAUGGCGUGGUUCCAGAAGCACAGGCUGACUCUAGCUGUCGAGCCUGUGCGGAUUCAAUGAAAAAGGAAUGCGAAUCUUUGCGUAGCCCUUACCAGAAGCCCGGUGUGGUCAUAAACACCAGUGAUAAAGAGAACUCACGAGAUGGAGUCUUUCACUCUAAGACACUCAUGUCACAUGGGGUGUGGACCAAGAACAAGCAAGUCAGGGAAAGAACGGGAGAAGUGGUGGUGAGUGCAAUGGAGGUGAAGACAGAACUCCGAGGAAAGGGCGGCAUGAUGGAACGAAAGGCUGGCAAGGCAUGA
Messenger RNA from Jaculus jaculus (lesser Egyptian jerboa), 1950 nucleotides. Its product is annotated as basic proline-rich protein-like. The coding region runs from base 1 to 1950 and encodes 649 amino acids. The transcript is spliced from 5 exons. The record is from RefSeq and is a predicted model, not a curated record. Lineage: Eukaryota; Metazoa; Chordata; Mammalia; Rodentia; Dipodidae.